Sphaeroforma arctica JP610 is the source of this 1399-nucleotide messenger RNA. RefSeq lists its product as hypothetical. The record is from RefSeq and is a predicted model, not a curated record. Gene Ontology annotation, molecular function: protein binding. NCBI's taxonomy places the organism in Eukaryota, Ichthyosporea, Ichthyophonida. The transcript has 9 exons. The coding region runs from base 125 to 1249 and encodes 374 amino acids.
CAGUAACCAAUAACUUACUAUCAAUCCCGAUACGUAACGGUAGUAUCAUCUAUAAAACCAUACAGCAAAUAUUCAGUCUGAUAUAUCGGAACGCUGUAGAAUACGAUAAUAUAUACCCAGAAAAAUGGUGAAAGUGGCACGCGCUCUGUACGAGUAUGACAAGGAGAACAAUGACGAGAUCGCCUUCAAGGCGGGCGAUAUGAUAGAGAUCACCAAUGACUUCGUGUACGAUGGAUGGAUGGAAGGUAUCCUGCUGCCGGGCAGGACAGAGAAGGGUCUGUUCCCAUCUAAUUUCGUAGAGGUCGAAGAGGUGGCCGAUACUAAACAACUUGUACAACAACAGGAAGAGCCAGAAGAUGUGGAGUUCCGGGACAUGCAGGUGGUUAUAGGCGACAAACUACCCCCGUCGUUGACUGGUGGUGCGAGGGGCGCGAAAAUGGUCCGAGCGCACCACUUCUACGAACGGACACAACCGGAUGAACUCAGCUUCCAAGAGGGCGAUGUUAUCGAAGUUGUUUCAGAAGACCACCCAGAUUGGUGGCAAGGCAAGCUGAACGGUGUAGUCGGAUGGUUGCCGUCGAAUUUCGUUGAGGAUCUCCCACAAGAGCCCGCACAACCCGAGCCUGAACCUGAACCACAACCAUCACCUAUGAGGGCCAUGCCAGAGGCUGCGAUAGCAAGCGCCGGCGAUAAUGUACCUAAAUGGAAGAAGGAUUUGCUAGCUAAGAACGCUGCUAAGGGACAGAACAGCGGAGCCGGUGACGAUCACAAGCGUCACAGUCAACACGCCCACGAAGAACCGCACGACCACAGCAGCAUGGCGGCUGUGGGUGUGCACAGAGCCGACGCGGCCUCUCCCCAAAAUGCUAUAGAUCGCUCCCCCAGUCAGUCAUCCCGAACUUCGGUGCACGACCGAGAACAGAGCCAGAAGGGAAGCAUCAAGCAGACCUUCAGCAGUUCCUUGCCACAGAAAGAGGAGCCGUUGCCGUCGCUCAAUAAGGGCCGGCCAGCGCCUCCCGAGGGUAAUUCAGGUAAGAAAGGUGUGAGCAGGGAAGGCUCGGUCAAAUCUAGAUCCAAGAGUAUGAUCCACAUGGACUCGAGCUCAGACGACGACUCCGACGAGGGCAGAGAACCCGAUGGCUUCCAGCUGCAAAAGGAGAUACUUGAACUCAAGCGCUUGUACCAUAAGGAACGCAAGGCGCGGAUCAAACUGGGCGAGAGGGUGACCGCCCUGGAGAAUAUGAUGUGAAGCUGGGAUACAUAGUACAAGUCGGCUUUCGAGUAUGGGAGAGUGAGAUGACGUGUAGGUGUAAAAUUCUCCCGGCAUAUUUAUGUGUAAAUAAAGAUUCACAAACUAUCAUCGAGCACAAUAGUGUGGGAUGGUGUUCAGGUGCCGAAA